AUGGCUUUUUCUAAUUGUUCUGCAGUGGAGGAUGAUUGGGCAGAUGCAGAUGUAAUAAAGGAAGUCGUCCGAGAUCUGAUUAAUUAUGUCGUUUAUGAGAUAAGUGGAGACGAUUCAAUUCACUAUCGAAAGAUUUCAUUUGGUACCAUAGGCGAUAGCGGUGAAAUCUCACCGGCAAUUCAUUCCCUGUCAUCUGUUUCCAGAGUUUCAUCAAGUUUUGCAAUGAAUCCAUCGCAUGAUGAAGAAACGGACGAAAACGUUAUACAUAGCAUAGUACGCGGACUGAUACGAGAUAUAUUACUGCAAGAAAAGGAAUUACUAAGGCGAAGUUUAAGGAAGAAGCGACGACAGUUUGUUAAGAUAUCUAAAAUGGAUCAUAGCUCGAGUAUUUGA
Messenger RNA from Cercopithifilaria johnstoni, 393 nucleotides. NCBI's taxonomy places the organism in Eukaryota, Metazoa, Nematoda, Chromadorea, Rhabditida, Onchocercidae. The record is from the annotation of a GenBank genome assembly.